This is a messenger RNA of Symbiodinium necroappetens, 894 nucleotides long. The record is from the annotation of a GenBank genome assembly. NCBI's taxonomy places the organism in Eukaryota, Dinophyceae, Suessiales, Symbiodiniaceae.
GCCGCCUUCGUCGAGUGGAUCGGGAUCUCCCCGGAGCUGGUUCAAGCAGAGGUCGCACGGCAGCUGGAAAGACAGUUCAGUGAGUUCCAUGAAGAGCUUGGUCAAGAAAAGCGGCGGACUGGCGAAGCUGUGAAAGAAGCGCGGAGGUGUCGAGAAGACUGCUGGAUGCUCAGGAGAUGGGAAUGGUUGAGCCUCGCCCUCUACCUGAAGUACCUCCACAUCAGGGACUACGUGAACGAGAAGGGUUUGGCCCCGGAGUUUACACAGAAGCUACCUCAAGCCAUACCCCACUGGUCCCCGAGGUACGACGCAGUUCUUCGAGCCGCUAAGACCGAGGAGGAGUGGAAUGCAGCUAGAGAUGUGAGCGUUCAGCUUGCUGGGGGUGGCCUCUAUGCGGCAGACAAAGACCGGGAUGUUUGGAAGGAGGUGAUUCAGUGGGCGGCACUGAGUGGGAAGAUUGGCACAAUUGUGGCCAGGGAUUGUCCUACCACACCUUUGGAUCAGGACUCCCGGGACUAUGUGGAUGAGAUGGGCUUGUCGGAUGUUUACGUUGACAAGUUUGUGGGUGACCGCUGCGUACGCUUGGCAAAGCUGAACAGUGAUGCAGCGUGGAAACUGCAUGUGUCUCGAAAUCAUCAGCCUUUUCGGCGAGACUGUUCUAUCUGUGAACGAAACGGCGCGGCAUGGCACCAGCACCGGUCUACAGCGCACCCCAUGGCUUACAGCUUGAGUGUGGAUGUGGGUGGACCGUUGAAAGGAUAUGGUCGCUCCCCGGACGGCAAGUUCUUCAAGUAUUCUGUCAAUGGCGCCAUGAGAAUUCUGAAGAUAGAAGAUGCUGAUGGUCAUGGUGAUUUUCGUGGUUACCCUAUACCUCCACCCCCGGAUGACGAUUAG